AUGCCGCCUUUUAGAAGGAAGAAGACUUCCAAGUCGUUCCCUGUUAAAGUUUGCACGCUCGAUGCUGAAUUAGAGUUUAAUUUGGAGUGGCGUGCAACUGGAAGAGAUCUAUUUGACUUAGUUUGCAGAACUAUUGGCCUGAGAGAAACAUGGUUCUUUGGCUUGCAAUUUGAAGAUACCAAACAUUUUAUUAGUUGGCUGAAGUUGGAUAAGAGAGUACAAGACCAAUGCGUCUCCCAGAUGCCUGGUACUCCAUUCAUGCUGCUUUGCAAGUUAUAUCCUGAAGAUGUGGCUGAAGAACUCAUACAGGAAGUUACCCAGCACCUUUUGUUCCUACAAGUGAAGCAAGCAAUUCUUAGCAUGGAUAUUUAUUGUCCACCUGAGGCAUCGGUUCUCUUAGCGAGCUAUGCUGUCCAAGCUAAGUAUGGGGAUUACGAUGAGACUGCAUACAAACCGGGGAUGUUAGCUAGUGAAGAUCUUUUACCUCAACGGGUGAUAGACCAGUAUCAGAUGACUCCUGAAAUGUGGGAAGAGAGGAUUAAAAUAUGGUAUGCAGACCACAAAGGCAUGUCAAGAGAUGAAGCCGAAAUGGAAUACCUCAAAAUUGCACAAGAUCUGGACAUGUACGGUGUCAAUUAUUUUGCCAUAAAUAAUAAAAAAGAAACCGACCUCUACUUGGGCGUAACAGCGCUCGGCCUGAACAUUUACGAAAAGGACAACAAAUUAACGCCGAAGACAACUUUCCCGUGGUCGGAAAUCAAGCAUAUUUCAUUUGAUGACAAGAAAUUUGUGAUUAAAUUCGUAGACAAGUCGGCCAAUAAUUUUAUAUUCUUCUCGCCGAAGGGAAUGAAUAAGUUGAUUCUGGAUCUUUGUAUCGGAAACCAUGAUCUGUACAUGAGGAGACGGAAACCUGACACCAUGGAGGUUCAACAAAUGAAGGCUCAGGCCAAAGAGGAGAAAGUUCGACGUCAAGUGGAAAGGAAUAAGUUGGCGAGAGAGAAGCAGUUGAGGGAAGCGGCGGAAAGAGAAAGAGCUGCCAUGGAACAGAGGCUUUUGCAAUACCAAGAGGAGAUACGGCUCGCUAACGAAGCGUUGCGACGUUCCGAAGAAACAGCGGAAUUGCUAGCUGAAAAGGGCAGAGUCGCUGAAGAGGAGGCAUCUCUUCUGGCGCAGAAGGCAGCUGAUGCAGAACGGGAGAACGCUAGGCUCCGCUUGUCUAACAUACGAACGGAAGAAGAGAAGGUGCACCUAGAACGAAAGACUCGCGAGGCGGAAUUCCUGACGGCGCGUCUCGUGGAAGAGUCGGAGAAGCGAGCGGCCGAAGCGGAGAGGCUGAAGUCCGAGCUCAUGACUGCGAGAGUCGCCGAGAAGCAGGCCAAGGAGAAACUGCUAAACUUCCUCAGCAGGACCUCCACGGGGUCCCUGCCUCAGGUGAAAGAGUCUUCCACCGUGCCAUCAUCUCUUUUCCCGUCGACGUGCUCCCUACCUGCUGAGCUCAGCAGCGACGGUGUGGGACCCCUACACAACGGCGGAACAACCCCACCCGAAGCGGAACUCAACUCUUACCAGCUCGUACCUGAUGAUUCGGAUCCGCACAUACACCGCCUGUCACUCGAAAUUGAGAAGGAGAGAGUGGAGUACCUGGCGAAGUCGAAGCAUCUCCAGCAACAGUUGGACGAGCUACGUUGCGAAUUUUCCGUCUUACGCGUGGAACAGCAGCCCGGAGCCACCCUGGACAGGCUGCACGAGGCUCAGACGAGGGCCGGGGACGACAAAUACUCGACCUUACGACGCUUAAAACAGGGCUCCACUAAGACCCGUCUUGCCUUCUACGAGGAGCUAUGA
This is a messenger RNA of Leptosia nina, 1845 nucleotides long. The record is from the annotation of a GenBank genome assembly. Lineage: Eukaryota; Metazoa; Arthropoda; Insecta; Lepidoptera; Pieridae.